UUCACGUUGCUCUUUAGAAUAUCAACAAUUUAGAGUUCCAAAUAUGCCUUGUGAGGAAGCACACAUGACAAUUUAUAUAUAGCAGUAAAAAAAAGUAAUAACAGGUGCUAAUUUGUUAGUAUUAGUUUCAAAAAAAGGUUGUAAAGGAGAAACUAAAAGAGAUGGAAGGGAAAGAAAAAGGCAGCAACAGCAGAGUAUGUGUAACAGGAGGAACAGGAUUUGUUGGAUCAUGGCUCAUUAUGAGGCUUCUUCAACAUGGAUACUCUGUCAAUACCACCAUUAGAUCUCAUCCAGACAAGAAGAGAAAUAUUAGCCACCUCACAAACCUCGAAGGUGCAUCAAAGAGGCUUCAAAUUUUCAAUGCUGAUAUCAACAAACCACAAAGUUUUGCUGCAGCAAUUGAAGGAUGUGUGGGAGUUUUCCAUCUAGCUCACCCAAUGGAUUUUGAAGAUGAUGAAGUCGACGAAACCAAGGUCAAAAGUGCCAUUACAGCAACAUUAGCGAUUUUACAAGCAUGUAUCGAUUCAAAGACAGUUAAACGAGUCGUAUACACUUCUAGUGAUGUUGCUGUUAUAUUUAACGAUAAGGGCUUAGACAUUGUAGAUGAAAACUCUUGGAGUGAUGUUGAUUUCAUCAAAUUUGCAAAGAUUGUGCCAUCGUAUUCAGUGUGCAAAACAUCGACAGAGAAAGCUGCAUUUGAAUUUGCAGAAAAAAAUGGACUUGAACUUGUUUCUAUAGCUCCUUCUUGGGUACAUGGACCUUUCAUAACUCCACACUGUCCCGACUCUGUUCGAAUUUUCCUGGGCAUGAUAUUUGGAAAUCGUGAACGUGUGCUAGAACAACAAAAGCUCAUUACUUUUGUACAUGUAGAUGAUGUGGUGAAUGCACAUAUCUUUCUUUUCGAGCAUCCAAAUGCAAAAGGAAGAUAUAUUUGUUCUUCUGCAGAGACAACAAUACAUCAACUCUCCAAAUUUCUUUCAGCCAGAUACCCUCAAUAUCAAAUACCAAUUAUAGAAGAUUCAAUGGAGGAGAGCAGUGGCCUAAAAUAUCCUAGACUUUCAUCGAAGAAGCUGUUGGAUACUGGAUUUAAGUUUAAGUAUGGACCAGAGGAAAUGUAUGAUGGAGCAAUUGAAUGUUGCAAAAUGAGGGGUCUUCUCUAGUUACUACUAUAUUAUUACUAUUACUACUAUAUAUAAAAGAGCGAGUAGCAACUCUUUGAAGCAGAUAGCUGACGGUUGACAUUCCUGCUUGCAGCUGUAUAUGUGCUCCGUGAUUUUACUAUAUCACUCAAAGAUAGUUUAGGUAGUUUAUCACUGUAAUACUUAAAACAUAUUGUAUUUGCUUAUAUCAUAAUUAUCUUUUUUAUUGUGGGACAAGAAAAUCAACAUGUAUUUUGCCUUUUACUUUUGACUCAGGUCAAUAGUUUAUUCAAUUUCCCAACGAUGU
Capsicum annuum is the source of this 1446-nucleotide messenger RNA. Its product is annotated as vestitone reductase. The coding region runs from base 162 to 1160 and encodes 332 amino acids. The transcript is spliced from 4 exons. The record is from RefSeq and is a predicted model, not a curated record. Lineage: Eukaryota; Viridiplantae; Streptophyta; Magnoliopsida; Solanales; Solanaceae. Gene Ontology annotation, molecular function: oxidoreductase activity, acting on the CH-OH group of donors, NAD or NADP as acceptor.